Molecule: messenger RNA, 148 nt
Organism: Dentiscutata erythropus
Lineage: Eukaryota; Fungi; Glomeromycota; Glomeromycetes; Diversisporales; Gigasporaceae
Source: the annotation of a GenBank genome assembly
CCAACGUAAAGGCAUUCUCUCAUUUGCAUGUUUGAGUUGUCCUCGCAACAAAGUUGACUCAGAAACAACCCGUGCUGCCUUUCAAAGUGAGGAAAUAGCUAGAGACACUAAGCUUGUACGUGAACCAAGUCGCAUCUCAGCGUUAUAA